Gossypium arboreum is the source of this 726-nucleotide messenger RNA. RefSeq lists its product as uncharacterized. Lineage: Eukaryota; Viridiplantae; Streptophyta; Magnoliopsida; Malvales; Malvaceae. The coding region runs from base 1 to 726 and encodes 241 amino acids. The record is from RefSeq and is a predicted model, not a curated record. The transcript is spliced from 3 exons.
AUGUCAAAUCUUACAAAACUCGAAUUUGUGGCUCUGGACAUCACUAGAAAUAACUAUUUAUCAUGGGUACUAGAUGCUGAAAUUCACUUAGAUGCAAAGGGUCUUGGUGAGACUAUUAAGGAGGGAAAUGAAGAAAGUACACAAGAUAAGGCCAAGGCCAUGAUUUUCCUUCGCCAUCACCUCCAUGAAGGUCUAAAGACCGAAUAUUUGACUGUUAAGGACCCUCAAAUUCUUUGGGCCAAUCUAAAGGAAAGAUAUGACCACCAGAAAACUGUGAUUUUGCCUAAAGCUCGUUAUGAGUGGCUGAAUUUAAGAUUGCAAGACUUUAAGUCUGUUAUGGCGGAGCAAAACAACGAGCUGCUAAUGAAAAACCAUAAAUUACGCCCAACUGGCUUUGCUCCAUUCCCUGAAGCGAAUGUGAGUUUACACAAUGGGCAAGAAUUAAAAGAAACACACCAUGCAAAUAGUAGUGUGCGUGGCCGUGGUCAUGGACGAGGGCGUAGCCGCGGACAUAGAUAUGGAUAUAGUCGAGGUGGUCGUUUUAAAAAUUCACAUUCCUACCAGAAGUGGGAUCGAAAAAAUGGUAACAGGGAAGAGAAAGAAAAAGAAGGGAAAGAAGUAGAAACCAAUCUUGUGUAUAAAGAUGGCGAAGGUGAUUUUGAUGAUGGCAAUGCAACCCACUUAGAAGUGGCUGAUUUUCUUUCUACCCUUGAAGGAAAUUAUUAA